Messenger RNA from Hansenula ciferrii, 804 nucleotides. RefSeq lists its product as uncharacterized. The record is from RefSeq and is a predicted model, not a curated record. Lineage: Eukaryota; Fungi; Ascomycota; Saccharomycetes; Phaffomycetales; Wickerhamomycetaceae. The coding region runs from base 1 to 804 and encodes 267 amino acids. The transcript has a single exon.
AUGAAGUUACCACUGCCGCAACGUGUCUAUCGUGCACAUAUUGCCACAAUGAAUGAAGUACCAAAAAUAUUACAAUUUCAAAAAGAAUUAGCUGAAGCUGAAUUACACAAUUUACAAAAAGAUUUUGAAAUUUUAUCUAAAAGAUUUGAAGAAGAUAUUCAUUUUAAAAUUAAUCAAAUUUAUGUUAGUAUUAAUGCAACUGAAGGUGAUUUUGAAAAAAUUUAUGCUAUUAGAUUAAUGAUUUAUAAUGAAUAUUGUACAAUAGAUGAUUCAAUUAGCAAUUUAGGCUUAAGAACUCAUUUAUUUGUUGCUAUUAUCAAUGCUAUAUAUUUGAUUGUGUUGAUUAUCUGUAAUUGGGUUUCAAUACCAGAUUGGUCUGGAAUUACAAAAAAUGAACAAGAUAUGUUUCAAUUCAUUAUUGAUAAAUCAAGGGAUGGUGAAGAUACAAUAACCCCAUUGAAUCAAAAAUUGUUAAUUAAAAUCAUACCUAAUACUGUUAAUGAUCAGAAUCUUUAUGCAAUGGCUAAAUUGAGAACCUUUACAUGUUUAAGUCUUUCUUGGUAUACAUUUUUCUUCACAUUAUCAUACUUCAUUCCAGGUCGUAAAGACUGGGUCUUGUUCAAUUUUAAACUUUUCCAUUUUAGAUUACAAAAAAGAUCCAUAAUUUAUUUAAUCUUAAUUUUGUCAAGUAUUACAUUUGGUAUUACAACUAGUCAAUUAGUUGAUCAAUUGUAUUUUAAAUUGAUUAAAGGUAUGGUACCAGCUGUUUCUGAAAGAGUUGUUAGACUGAUGAGACCAAAGUAG